UUACAUAAAUAUAAACAAGGAAAGCAAAAUAAUAUAUUCUUGAAGUUAUACAAGUAACAAACAUAAAAUAUAUUGAUUGCACAAACAUGCGGAAUGACAGCUUAUUUUGCAUUUCUACAUACCAAAACUAUGAUUAGUUUGUAAAAACUGCUUUAAUUGAUAUGAAACGUAUUUAAUUAUGACAUAAAUUAUUUUGGAAUAAAUUUCUACUUUUGAAUUCUGGGUAAAAGCACGUUGUUUUUACUUUACUAAUGAGAGCUAAACUGAGCACAUCUAAUUUUACCGAAAAUGCCAAAUACUGCUAAAAACCACCAAGAAUGCAGGAAAUCUGUUUGUUUUCUUUGUUUUAGUAAAAGUCAACGAAAGCUAACAUCAAAUCUAAAAGAAAGAUGUCAGAUUAUACUGAAAGAGAAAAUCAACUUUAAUGAUGACAAAGUUCCACUUGGAAUAUGUGAAAAAUGUCGCUCUUGUUUAAGAAGGAAGGAAAGUGGAGAAGACAUCACACUCCCAUCAUUGUAUAAGUUUGAGACUAUAAAACUUCGACCAGAAACUCGAGACUCUCACUGUAACUGCUUGAUCUGUUCAAUUGGUAAACUGAGACACAAUGGUCAAAUGAAAAUUGAAUUCGCACAAAGUUCAGCAACUAGAACACCUUCUUUAACAGUAGAAAAAAGAUGCUCAGACUGUUUUUCAAUUAUUGGUCGAGGAUUGCCUCACAACUGCACAAAAGGCACUUUGAGAAAUAAUCUUGUUGCUGUAGUAACAAAGGAUCCUUUGGCAUCAGAAAGAAUUGCAGCUCUUGUUGUUUCAAAUAAAGCUCCUUCUCCACAUGGAACUGUUCGAUUAAGUCAACUUUAUGGUGGAAGAAUGCUUCCAGUAACACCAAGUUCGUCAUCAGCUAGACAACUUUUCUCUUCAAAUUCAUCAAUAAGUGUAAAAGACCUUGCUAAAGUUCAAGCAAACACAGGGCUUUCAAACAAUGGCAUUAAGAGGUUAGCAGCUACUAUUAAUCAGUCAACCUCACAACAGAUUGUUGAAAAAAAUUACGCCAUAAAAUUUGACAAAUUCAGCAAGCAACUUGUACAUCAUUUCACAAGUUCAUUAAUUCAAGAUCACGCUGGAUGUGUGAGGACAGUCAUACAUUGCAAGAACUUCCAUGAGCUUAAAAAUGAAAUUAUAGCCAUGAGAAGUACAUCAAAAAAUCACAUUGUAAAGGUUGGAAUUGACGGAGGAGGUGGGUUUCUGAAAGUUACCCUGGGAAUUAUUGAAUUAAAUCAUGAACCUUGCAUUCCCCCAGCAAAAAUCAACUGCACAAGCAAGGUUUUUAAGGACACUGGUGUAAAACAACAACUAGUCAUUGCUGUCUGUGAGGAGCUUCAAGAAAGUUAUACUAACGUUUUGCAAGUAUUUGAGUUGAUUAAAUUGAAAGACCAGGAGUUUGUCAUGUCCUGUGAUCUAAAACUUGCUAAUAUAAUUUGUGGGCUUCAAGCACACUCAAGUGCACAUCCCUGCACCUGGUGUGAAUCUGGUUCAAAAGAACUUGUAAAUCAAGGGAAAUUGAGGACUUUUGAAUCUCUGGAAAAAAAUGUCUCACUCUUCAAGUCAGCUGGUUCCAAUAUUAGAAAAGCUCGUGACUAUAAAAAUGUUGUUCAUUCUCCAAUAUUUAAACUACCUUGAGACAC
This is a messenger RNA of Hydra vulgaris (swiftwater hydra), 1682 nucleotides long. RefSeq lists its product as uncharacterized. The record is from RefSeq and is a predicted model, not a curated record. NCBI's taxonomy places the organism in Eukaryota, Metazoa, Cnidaria, Hydrozoa, Anthoathecata, Hydridae.